AUGUCUGGGGGAGGGGGCUUGGGAGUGGUGGUUCUGGUCAUCGCUGUUGGUGUCGGCGCCUGGACAUGGGGCAAGACCCAAGCAGAGAACAGCACAGGCGGAACGCCUCCGAACUACCACACUCCACCGCCCCAGUCAGACCCUCCUCCUCAGCAUGACCCACCGCCGCAACCUAAACCGCCUCCACAGCCAGAACCAAAGGCACGUCCGAAUCCCAGUGCAGGAGCUUGGGAGAAGGCAAGGGAAGAGACUCGUAAGAGAGAAGAGGAACGCAAGCGAGCUGAGGAGCUUAAGAAGAAGAGGGAAGAGGCGCAAAAGAUGCGAGAGGAAACAGAAAAGGCUGCCAAAGCGGAAGCAGAGAAGAAGAAGUGGGAGCAAGCAAGGGCGAGAGAGAAAGAAGCACGCGAACGAGAAGCCAGAGAGCGCAUUGCGAGGGAAAGGCUGGCACGAGAAAAAGAGACACGUGAAAAGGACGCGCGAGAACGAGAAGCAAGGGAAAGGGCUGAGAAGGACAAAAAGGCACAAUCAGCGCCCAGUGCACGAUCAAGUCCGACGAAAGCAUACGAGAAGCCGACCGCGAAGUCGGCAGCAGGGGAGUCAUACUCUUAUCGACCUUACGACUCGCCGAAAGCUGCAAAGACUGCGACCUACAAAUCGUCAGCAUCUUCCAUAUCUGGCUUGAGUGAAAGCUACGCACCGAGCCAAAGCACAGCUAGGACGACGCCACCACCAUCUCAUCGGGGACCCUACUCGACGAACGAAGAGGGCAAGAUCCAGAUCAAGGCUGUGUACCUGUUCAGCGACAUCUUCCCAACCAAGCCGAUUUCGCAGCUCAUCGCCAAUCAGGGGCACGUGACAGACGGCCUCAUCCUCCGAAUCCAGACGGAAGGACUCUUCAUCGAUGACGAUGUACGAGGCGUGCCGCAGCGAGAAUGGGACGUCAAGGCCUGGACUUUGAAACUGCUCGAAGAUGGCGUGGUGAGAACUCCAAGCGGCGCUGGCCUGCAUGUCUUCAGAGCAACGACACGAGAUACCGAGAAUAAGAAGUACACCUUCGUCCUGGACGAGUCUGAAGCGUGGAAAGUCGCGAUUGGGAUAUCGAGACUGCGAAAGGGAAGCCAAGUGCGGUCACUCGGCAUGAACGGGAUGAAGGAAAACGAAGUGAGGGGACUACUCAUGACUUUGGGAUGGAUGUGA
Zasmidium cellare ATCC 36951 is the source of this 1197-nucleotide messenger RNA. RefSeq lists its product as uncharacterized. Gene Ontology annotation, biological process: chromatin remodeling. The coding region runs from base 1 to 1197 and encodes 398 amino acids. Gene Ontology annotation, molecular function: ATP-dependent H2AZ histone chaperone activity. Lineage: Eukaryota; Fungi; Ascomycota; Dothideomycetes; Mycosphaerellales; Mycosphaerellaceae. Gene Ontology annotation, cellular component: Swr1 complex. The transcript has 2 exons. The record is from RefSeq and is a predicted model, not a curated record.